GGAACCCCGCUGUGCUGACCGCUAGUCCCGGCUCCUCCGGAAUUCGCUGCAGAGCCGCGCUGCCCCCCGGCCCCCCGACGGCGCGGCCAUGGCGUUCAUGGUGAAGAGCAUGGUGGGCGGGCAGCUGAAGAACCUCACGGGCGGCCUGGGCGGCGAGGAGAAGAGCGAGGGCGAGAAAUCUCCGGCCGAGGCGCAGGGCAUGACCCGCGAGGAGUAUGAGGAAUAUCAGCGGCAGCUGGUGGAGGAGAAGAUGGAGAGAGAUGCCCAGUUUGCCCAGCGCAAGGCGGAGAGAGCCACGGUCAGGUCCCACUUCCGAGACAAGUACAGGCUCCCCAAGAACGAAACGGAUGACAACCAGAUCCAGCUGGUGGGAGGUGACGUGGAGCUGCCCAAGGAGCUGGCCAAGAUGAUCGAGCAGGACAACGAGGAGGAGGAGGAGAAGAACUCGGUUAUCGGCCAGCUCAGCAACAUCCAGAACCUGGACCUUGAUUCCUUGAAGGACAAAGCUUCGGCCACGCUAGAGGACCUGAAGCAAUCGGCGGAGAAAUGCUCCGUGAUGUGAUGGGGCUGAGCAGGGAGGGGACGCAGCGCAGGGUCUGGCGGGGGCUGCUGCCUGCAGCGGGGACCCCAGCGACGUUGUCACCCUUGCCGUGUGUCACUCGGGUCCUCCUGGGCCGUGUGACCCCUCUCGAGUCCCUGACCCAGAUGUCCCUGAUGUGUGGCUUCCGUUCCGUUCUCCGGGCUGAGGUUAGGGCCAAGAGCCAGCAUGUCCCCCCCGUACCCCAAGGCCUCCUCCCGUGCCCGUGCCGGGGCAGGGGGUGU
This is a messenger RNA of Sturnus vulgaris (Common starling), 822 nucleotides long. It is a transcript of the gene CPLX3, whose product is annotated as complexin 3. Lineage: Eukaryota; Metazoa; Chordata; Aves; Passeriformes; Sturnidae. Gene Ontology annotation, cellular component: SNARE complex; terminal bouton. The record is from RefSeq and is a predicted model, not a curated record. Gene Ontology annotation, biological process: synaptic vesicle exocytosis; regulation of neurotransmitter secretion; neurotransmitter transport. Gene Ontology annotation, molecular function: syntaxin binding.